AUGCCCGCUACUGAUAUCGUUCUGCGUUUCGCGUAUCCUCCUCCGGAGACCAACUCUGAUUUUCGGACUUUCAAUGUGUAUCGAGUAUCUGAGGAGUCUACCGAGCAGGUUGAACUAUAUAAGGUACACAUUAUAGCUGCUCCCUCCGCGACUGUGCUUCUCAUGAUCACGCAGUUUUAUCAUCCCAACACAGGGAUGCCAAUCGGGGGGACAACGUUCCAUCGCAAAAAUUUGAACACUAUGAAAUGGGAAACCGCUGGAGAGAUUGAGUGGACAUCGAACACCAAUGCCAGAAUUUAUUUUGGCAUCGAUGAGGUUUCGAUACGGGACCUGCGGAAGCCAAAGAAUGCGAACAGCAAAUCGCGACGGUUCAAGGCUUCCGGUUCAGAAUACAAGUGGAAGAUAGCAGAGAAAAACACUGAUCUAUUGAAAAAAAUAAUGGUACGCCCUCAGUGUGUCGAUUCAAGGGGCAGAACAGUGGCGACGUGGGGACAAGCGGAGCAGACGCUGCGUGUGGAAGGACGCGUGGGGUCGAUCCUAGAUCGGAUUGUUGUUACAUGCCUAUUGCAUAUAUGGAUGAGGCGACAAGGGCAAUGGUAG
Molecule: messenger RNA, 600 nt
Organism: Heterobasidion irregulare TC 32-1
Lineage: Eukaryota; Fungi; Basidiomycota; Agaricomycetes; Russulales; Bondarzewiaceae
Exons: 5
Coding region: 1-600 (199 amino acids)
Source: RefSeq, a predicted model, not a curated record